Molecule: messenger RNA, 540 nt
Organism: Suillus plorans
Lineage: Eukaryota; Fungi; Basidiomycota; Agaricomycetes; Boletales; Suillaceae
Product: mRNA capping enzyme-domain-containing protein
Exons: 2
Coding region: 1-540 (179 amino acids)
Biological process (GO): 7-methylguanosine mRNA capping
Cellular component (GO): nucleus
Molecular function (GO): mRNA 5'-cap (guanine-N7-)-methyltransferase activity
Source: RefSeq, a predicted model, not a curated record
AUGCGUCAGACGCUGCCCUACAACCCACGACAGCGCUUGACUCCCACAGGCUCCAUCCUCGCUCCCAUGACACAGGAUGAAAUACAGCUCUACAAAAAUUACCGCGGUAUCGGUACCCAACAUCUCAUGAACAAACGCAAGAGAGUCCAAAGUAGAGAACCCGACGACUAUCAAGAGCGUCCAGCCAAGAGACACGCUGGCAACGUCGAAAUGGUCGUUGAUCACUACAAUUUGCGUCCAGAAGUAGGCGUAAAACAGCGCAAAGAGUCUCCUAUCAUCGGCCUCAAGAAUUUCAACAACUGGGUGAAAUCGGUCCUGAUUAUGCAAUUCAGGCAUCCAGCCCUCACCUCUAAUUCACCCAAAAAACGCGGAAAAGUCCUUGAUAUGGGCUGCAGCAAAGGUGGUGACCUCAUCAAAUGGGGGAAGGCUCGAAUUCGAGAGAUGUUGGCUGUUGAUGAGAUCUUCUGCUUUGGUUCGGACCCUCAAUUCUUGAAUAUUGAGGCUUCUGGAAGCUGCCCUGCCACCCCAUUCGAAUUCUGA